AUGAAGUUUGAAGAAAGCGUUGAAAGCAAUGGAAGCCUUAUAAGAAGGAGUCAGCCGUUUCCAGGUGAGAGUCAUCAGGCAAAUGGCAAACCAAAAGCCAAUGGGAAAGCUGAGGCCUAUGUAAAGCAGGAGGCCAGCAAGUACUGCAAGGAGCCUAGGAACGGUCUUAGCAUGUACACCUGGCAGGAAAUAAAGAAACACAACCAGAACUCAGACCAGUGGCUGGUAAUCAACCGUAAAGUUUACAACAUUACAGACUGGGCCAACAGACAUCCAGGUGGGCGCCGGGUCCUCAACCACUAUGCCGGGGAAGAUGCCACGGAUGUCUUCAGAGCCAUGCACCUGGACCUUGAUGUUGUACAGUUGUACCUUAAGCCAUUACUCAUUGGAGAACUUGCCCCAGAAGAACCCAGCCAGGAGAGAAACAAAAAUUCCCAGUUGGUAGAAGAUUUUCGACAACUACGGAGGACAUUAGAGGCUAUGAACAUGUUUGAUGCUAACUUCACAUUCUUUUUCCUUCACCUCACCCAAAUACUGAUUUUGGAAUUCCUGGCGUGGCUAAUACUAUAUCACUUUGGCAAUGGCUGGACAGUCACAAUAUUUGUUUCUUUCAUUCUUACAGUUUCCCAGGCUCAAAGUGCAUUUUUGCAGCAUGACAUAGGACACCUUUCCCUAUUUAAGAAGUCCAAGUGGAACCACCUGAUGCACAAAUUUGUCAUGUGUCAUCUCAAGGGCUUGUCAGUAAACUGGUGGAAUAACCGACACUUUCAACAUCAUGUAAAACCAAACAUCUACCCCAAAGACCCAGAUAUUGACAUGGGCCCACUUUUUCUGCUUGGAGAUUAUCAACCUGUUAAGUAUGGCAAGAAGAAAAUCAAAUACAUUGACUAUGAAAAGCAGCACCUAUACUUCUAUAUGGUUGGGCUUCCCCUCCUCAUGCCUGUAUAUUUCAACCUGCAAUCCAUGCAAGUGAUGUACCUUCAUAAGUACUGGGUGGACAUUGCCUGGGUCAGCAGCUUUUACAUCCGACAUUUCAUUACAUUUUACCCUUUCUAUGGAAUUUUUGGAAGCUUUCUGCUUAUAUAUUUGGUCAAAUUUCUGGAAAGUCCCUGGAUUGCUUAUGUUACUCAGAUGAGCCACAUACCCAUGAAAAUGAGCAAAGAGGAGAAUCGGGACUGGCUCAGCACUCAGGUCUUGGCAACUUGUAACAUUGAACAGUCUUUUUUCAAUGAUUGGUUUACUGGGCACCUGAACUUUCAAAUUGAGCACCAUCUCUUCCCUACAAUGCCUCGCCAUAAUUACUACAAAGUGGCACCUCUGGUGAAGUCACUGUGCGCCAAGCAUGGAUUGCAGUAUGUGAAUAAGCCCAUGUUGCAGGCGUUUGGAGAUAUUGUCAGGGCCUUGAAGAAAUCUGCAGCCCUCUGGAUGGAUGCCUACUAUGAAACAUGA
Messenger RNA from Ochotona princeps (American pika), 1449 nucleotides. Its product is annotated as fatty acid desaturase 2-like protein FADS2B. Bases 1 to 1449 code for a protein of 482 amino acids. Gene Ontology annotation, biological process: lipid metabolic process. Gene Ontology annotation, molecular function: oxidoreductase activity, acting on paired donors, with oxidation of a pair of donors resulting in the reduction of molecular oxygen to two molecules of water. Lineage: Eukaryota; Metazoa; Chordata; Mammalia; Lagomorpha; Ochotonidae. Gene Ontology annotation, cellular component: membrane. The transcript has 12 exons. The record is from RefSeq and is a predicted model, not a curated record.